Ornithorhynchus anatinus (platypus) is the source of this 3080-nucleotide messenger RNA. It is a transcript of the gene LPAR4, whose product is annotated as lysophosphatidic acid receptor 4. Gene Ontology annotation, cellular component: membrane. Gene Ontology annotation, molecular function: lysophosphatidic acid receptor activity. Lineage: Eukaryota; Metazoa; Chordata; Mammalia; Monotremata; Ornithorhynchidae. The transcript is spliced from 2 exons. The record is from RefSeq and is a predicted model, not a curated record. Gene Ontology annotation, biological process: positive regulation of Rho protein signal transduction; phospholipase C-activating G protein-coupled receptor signaling pathway. Bases 324 to 1373 code for a protein of 349 amino acids.
CCUCGGGUCCCGUUUUCUGCGGGCUUCGUUCGCGGGAGGCCGGGCUGGGCCUGGCCGGGGUCGGAGGUCACCCAUCCCUGCCCACUUUGGGGAGGGGAGCUCCCUCUCGCUGUUCCUCGCCGAGAUGGAGAGACCGAGGCCGCCCCGGGGUCCGUUGUCCACCCCACUGCCGCCCAGCUAAGUGCUCGCUCCGGUUGGUCAUCCGUCCGUCCGUCCGUCCGUCCGGAGGCCAAGCGCCCGGCCGCCACAGUACCCGCAUCUGGUCUAUGGAGACCACGGCCCGGGGGCGCUCCCAGGGCCCCCCCAGCUGAGCCCAGGCGGGCAUGGGCACCCUGGGCAGCAACCAGACCUGUGUCACCGACGACUCCUUCAAGUACCCCCUGAAUGGGGUGGUGUACAGUGUGGUCUUUGUCCUGGGUCUCGUCACCAACUGCGCCUCGCUCUUCGUCUUCUGCCGCCGCAUGAGUGCCCGCAGCGAGGCCACCAUCUUCAUGACCAACCUGGCCAUGUCCGACCUGCUCUUCGUCUGCACGCUGCCUUUCAAGAUCUUCUACAACCUGAACCGCCACUGGCCUUUCGGCGACCCGCUGUGCAAGGUGUCGGGCACGGUCUUCCUGACCAACAUCUACGGCAGCAUGCUCUUCCUCACCUGCAUCAGCGUAGACCGCUUCCUAGCCAUUGGCCAUCCCUUCCGUUCCCGCACCCUGCGCACACGCCGGAACUGCGCCCUGGUAUGCGUGGCCGUAUGGGUCCUGGUUCUCGGUGGCGGCAUCUCCGCCUCUUUCUUCUCCACAACUAACGUCUCCAACGCCACCACCACCUGCUUCGAAGGCUUCUCCCAGCUCACCUGGAAAACCUACCUAGCCAAGAUCACCAUCUUCAUCGAGGUGGUCGGCUUCCUCAUCCCACUGCUGCUCAACCUGACCUGCGCCUCACUGGUGCUGCGGACUCUGCGCAAGCCGGCCACCCUGGCCCAGAUCGGCACCAACAAGGAGAAGGUCCUCAAGAUGAUCGCCGUGCAUGUGGCCGUCUUCGUGGUCUGCUUCGUGCCCUACAACUCCACCCUCUUCCUGUAUGCUCUGGUGCGCUCCCGGGCUGUCACGAGCUGCACGCUUGAGCGCUUUGCCAGGACCAUGUAUCCCAUCACUCUCUGCGUCGCCACCCUCAACUGCUGCUUCGACCCCUUCAUCUACUACUUCACCUCUGAGGCCUUCCAGAAGGCCUUGGCCGUCCACCCGCCCAUCCGGCUGGUGACCCUCUUCCGGGGUGGUGCUCCGCUCUCGACCAAGGCCGUCCUGCCCGCCCUGGCCGAGGACCUGAGCGACCCGCCUGGGACCGAUGGCAGGGAGCUGAUGUCCGAAUCCCGCUUGUAACAGUGUUUCCUGGGCCUCCCAGUUUGGAGAGGGUAUCUCCCACAGCCCCUGGGGAGGGUGGAUAAGUGAAACCCUCCAUGCCCAUGGACACGGUCGUUCUGGGACGUAGUGCCUCCUGCCGGGUAGCCGAGGGCCCAGGGGCUCUGAUUCCCCUCCUCCUCCAGUCAGUAUUAUUGACUGAUCGGCUGCUGAGUGCAGAGUGCUGAACUAAGCAUCUGGGAGAGGGGAGCUUUUGCCCUCAAGGAGCUUACCGUCUGAUCAAUCCAAUCAACAGUACUUUCUGGGUGCCAGUGUGCCCAAAGCACUGUAUUGAGAGAUUGGAAGAGCUUGACAGAAGUGGAAGACAAGAUCCCUGCCUUCCAGGAGCUUACUGUCUCAUAAAUCAGUAGUACUGAUCCAGCACCUGCUGGGAGCAGAGCACUGUACUAAGCACUUGGGAGACCACAGUAGAGUUAUUAGACACACUUCCUACCCUCGAGGAACUUCUAGUCCAGCUGAAGAGAUAGAUACUGAAAUAGGUUAUAGAUUGGAGCUCUCCAAGAGGAAGGGUAUGAUUUGGGAUGCUAAGUUAGUGAUGAUAUUUAGUCAGCCCAACUAGGGUAGACACAAUAGAAAGAACACUGGACUCAGGCCAUACACACACACACAAACAUCCCUCACUGAAUGGGGAGGGUGGAAGGGGUCUUCUCUCCAUAAGGAAGGGAGGAAACAGGUCCAGAGAGGGCAGGUUACUGACUCAAGGUCACACAGCAGGCCAGGGGCAGAGUAGAGACUAGAACCCAGUCUCUCAGCCCUCAACCUCUGGCUUUGUCCUCUGAACCCCACCAUAUGAGCACACACACACAUAUUUGAAUAGAUAGAGAGAGCCCAAAGCCACUAAGGGUCAGCUUAGCCAAUCUGAGUCAUUGGUGGUUGGGGCCCUACUCGGAGGCUCCUCACGAUUUUAUCUUGAAAUACAUUUAACCUCCUAAUACUCCAUUAACCCUCACGGUGGCUCAGCCACGCGCCCUGAAGCCCCAGAGCCCUCCAAUUGGAGCUCUGCCAUAUACUGUCCUUGAGCAAUUUUCUAAUCGCCUUUCUGGGGGACGGUUGCCCCGGCAACGAUCAGCAUCUUCUCACUGGAGGGACCUCAUGCCCCCUCCCCUCCCCCCCUACUUCCAAGAAGAGGCACAAUCGCUGUCGGAUUGGCCCUAGACAACCCCCAUACAUCAGAUUACCCUGUGUCCCCUGCAGCACACGCUAAAUUUGGAAAUGUUUCCAUUUCCUGGUUACCCCUGGGAGCUGCUUAUUUUGCCACUAACUUAUGAUCUUUUUUUACAUUUCUUAUAGAUUUCUGUAAUUAUAUGUUAUAUCUACGAGCUCUAGGUGCAGCUCUGCAAUUUUAUCACGCAAGGCAUUCGGUUUCAAAUACUUUAGCCUUCUAGAAGAUGAGUCAACCAAGUGUAAACUCAGUUAACAGCGGUUCAUGGGAUUCCUCUGCUCAGCUGGGGACUAAAUCGUUUCCGUUGUUUUCCUGGAGUGAGGAAAGAAUUCAGAGUUUAAGUGGGUAAUGAAUAUCUUCCCCAAUUACAAGGGACUCGAUUAUUGCUAGUCAAAUUGGGAUCCUAAUUCUCAUUGGGAAAGUGACUACCCUUUAGCUCUACUUUUGAAGCGGACUUGGAUUUAAAGUGCUCAUUCAGUGGAAUAAAAUACGUUUGGAUUACCAUA